Messenger RNA from Bicyclus anynana (squinting bush brown), 2920 nucleotides. RefSeq names its product spermine oxidase. The transcript is spliced from 8 exons. The coding region runs from base 1377 to 2828 and encodes 483 amino acids. NCBI's taxonomy places the organism in Eukaryota, Metazoa, Arthropoda, Insecta, Lepidoptera, Nymphalidae. Gene Ontology annotation, molecular function: polyamine oxidase activity. The record is from RefSeq and is a predicted model, not a curated record.
GACCCUUCCCUACCACUACCUUACCCCUACCCUAACCCUACCCUACCCCUACCCUACCUUACCCUACCCUACCCUUAUCCUACUCCUCCCCUACCCUAUACGUUCCAUAUCCUUCCCCUACCUCUAUCUUGUGCCUACCCUACACUACCCCUACCUUAUCCGUACCCUACACUACCCUACACUUUCCCUAAAUUACCCCUACCCUACCUCUAUCCUACCCCUUCCCUACCCCUAUCCUAUCCCUACCCUCAGCAAAAUUGGUCCAGCCUUUUGUGCGUGGUGCAAUGACCAAAAGACUAUAAUUUCCCAAGCGACUUCUAUGCUAAUACUAUAAAGAGGUAAAGUUUGUGUGGUUGUCGGGGGUAAUCUCUGGAUCUACUGGACCGAUUUGGAAAAUUCUUUUACCAAUAGAAAGCUACAUUAUUUGCGAGUGUCAUAGGCUAUGUUUGAUCCUCAUAUUCACACGGGAACGGGAACCACGUAAUUGAAACCGCGGGGCGUCAUAUAGCGGCGUUUCUGCGACUUUCAGAAAUUUUGUAUUAUCUCCGAAAGUAUAUAACUAAUUAACAUACUGUAAAGGGCAAAUCUUAUCUCUAUAAUAUCCUUGUGAUUAUUAAAUAAUUUAUUUUGAUAAGGAUUUAAGUUUAGUUGUGUAAAUAAUGACGUAAACCUUAAUUUAAAAUUUAAAUAAUUUAUUAAAGUACUAAAGGUACUAUAUCUGCUAAAAUAUAAAAGAUAGAUAUAUGGUGUCGCGGACUUUUUUGUAGAACUUUUAAAGGUUCAAAAAGCCUCCAUACAUUUAUUUCAGUUAUACGCAAUGGUUGAGGCAGCGCAUGCGAAUAAGUAAGUUUUUCGGUCCGACCUGUAAGAGAAAACCCGCGAUAACUCAGUAGUUAUAUAUGAUAGAAAUAUAAAAUAUAGCCUAUAGCACUCCCCGAUAACGUAGCAUUCUAUUGGUGAAAGAAUUUUUAAAAUCGGACCAGUAGUUCCGAAGAUUACCCCAUUUCAAAAAAUUGUUACAAACUUACAAACUUACAAACUUACAAACUUUACCUCUUUAUAAUAUUAGUAUAGAUUAUUUUGCAAAUAUCCAGACAAUCUUUGCUUUUUAUGUAUAAAUUAGUUAACAUUGACCUUAUUUACCCGAAUGUGUCAUAAAAAUCAAUAUAUUCAAACCUAGUCAUCAUCCCCAUUCAGUUUAAACACUGUUUACAAAAGAGGCAAAUAGUCUAUUGGCUACCGUACUUACUAAUGGUGGGAGCAUGAGCUGACAAACAGCUUUUAUAAAAUGACGAAAGUCUGGCGUUCACUGGCUCUUAGUCUACUACUACGGUACUACAGUGUACAGAGUCUCUGACAGACGGAAGUUCGCUAUCAUGGAGAGCGCGCUGUGGAUAUGUUUGACGGCCUUAUUUGCCCAUGCCACUUCACUAUCUGUCGCUCCUCGUUCAUACGACACUAUAGUAGUGGGGCUGGGGUCAGCAGGUACCACCGCUGCGGCGACGUUGGCGCGCGCUGGGCGACGCGUGCUGGCGUUGGAGGCGCAAGACAGGGUCGGUGGACGAGUGAAGACUGUGCCCUUCGGUGACGGAAUUGUGGAGGUCGGUGCUGAAUGGAUACACGGGACAGUGAACAGCAGCGUAUACGACGCAGCCAUUACCAACAACGUGUCGGUGGUGCUGCAGGAUCCGUCGUACCAAGUGCUCAAAUCGGAUGGCAGCGAGUAUACCAACAAGGAACUCAUCUACGAGUUGAUGGAAUACACUCUAGAGGCCCAGGAAUACCCUCCAGAGGUGCCGGAACCUUUGGGGAAGUUUUUGACCAGGAAACUAAAGGAUUACCUCAAAGAGAAGCAUCCAGAACUGCUAGACGACGAGGGGUUCAUAGCAGAGCUCUUGGAGUUCCUCAACUUUACCAUCAACAGUCUGGAGUCUUCCAACGACUGGAACGAUGUCAGCACACAGACAACCUCGGUGAACCUCGAGGGACCACAGACUAUGAGCUGGCAUCGACAUGGUUACAAGACCUUUUUUGAACUUUUGUUGAACACAUACAACAACGGACCGGGCUGGCCGACGCUAGACAUCAAACUGAACAAGGAAGUUACGCAGAUAAAAUGGCCGAAAGACUCGACAGGCAAAGUGGAGGUAGUCUGCAAAGACGGCGAUGUCUACACAGCUGACAAUGUCAUUGUGACAGUGUCGCUUGGAGUACUAAAGGAGAGAUAUACAACCCUCUUCUCACCACCACUUCCAGAUGAAAAAGCGACUGUAAUUGAAAAAUUAACAAUGGGUGUGGUGGGCAAAACCAUAUUCUCGUUCCCGGAGCGGUGGUUCCCUGAUGUGAGCACGUUUGUGUUCUUCUGGAGGCCUGAAGAUCGGGCGUUAUACAACGACAACCCAUGGAUGCUACAAUUGAAACAGGCAUUCGUUCCCAAAGGAUCGGGGAAUACUUUGACUUUUUGGGCCAACGGUGAAGUGGCUAAACUGAUAGAAACAUUGCCUGAAGAAGUCGUGAAGGAAAAAAUGAUGCAUAUUCUAAGAAGGUUUAUGGGAAAGAAUGUGACUAUACCAGAACCAACGGGAAUGAUCAGAUCGAAUUGGUAUAGCAACCCGUUCACGCGAGGCACUUACACCUACGACAAUCUCCAGCUGGUCAACUAUCCCAACGCGCGCGCCACUCUAGCGGAGCCCCUACUGGACGCUGCGGGGAGCCCUAAGCUGCUGUUCGCGGGGGAGGCGACCAACUCGAAGCACUUCUCAACCGUGCACGGUGCAAGCGACUCGGGCCGUAGAGAGGCGAUGAGACUACUAUCCAAUAAUGAAUAAUAUGAUGUCUUUACAAUAAAGUAUAACCUAAUUUUGUCUGAUAUACAAUAAAGUAUAAACUGGUGCUAUACUAUGCAAUCUAUCUAUAUCUA